This is a messenger RNA of Suillus discolor, 951 nucleotides long. RefSeq lists its product as uncharacterized. NCBI's taxonomy places the organism in Eukaryota, Fungi, Basidiomycota, Agaricomycetes, Boletales, Suillaceae. The transcript is spliced from 6 exons. The record is from RefSeq and is a predicted model, not a curated record. Bases 1 to 951 code for a protein of 316 amino acids.
AUGGCCACCAUAGCCUUCAAUGACAGCUCCGAUACACCUCCCUCGUAUGAUGUGUCUGUAUCAAAAGAUUCCAGUCAAUCUAAACAAUCGGUAUUUUCAUCCCUACAAUCCAAGCACAAAGCUUCUGUUCUAUCUCUCAUCCAUCAAAUUGUCUCUUCUCCUGGUUUCGGUGUUGCCUCUGUCGCCCCGAUUAUCAAAUCCUGCGCUGCUGCUCUCCCAGCAGCAAAGUUCUCAAAGCUGCUCCAAAAACGCAAUAUCGAGAACCACACGGCGCUGUAUUGGGCGAUUGUAAACAACCGGCGAGAAGCCCUUCUGGAGUUUGUUAAAUUCAUUCCAAAAUUCUCACGUGCUUGUUCUGCCGACUUGCGUCUUGCAUGUAUGGCAGUGAACGACCAUGAUUCAUUUAUGCUACUGCAUUUGGGAGACAAUGAGGUUGAUUCCAAGGAUAGGUCUUCGAGACGCAUGUUGGGUUGUCCGCGAGAUGACAUUCAAGUCCAUGACGGGGAUACCCUGAGCGCGCGCAGUAACGAAAACAACUUCUUUGUUCAUUUUGUCUUCAGGAUGUUCCAGAAGCGUCUGCGUACUGCACGGAAAUUGGAAGUAGAAUUUGUUGCCCAGGGACGUAUAUGGGUGUUAUGCUUUAGUAUGGAUGUGCUGACAGGGGAUUGGUUUGUUGAGUUUGGUAUUUCUCGAGAUAGCCCGUCAGCCAACAAACUGUCACCUGGCUCUGAUACCAUGCAACCUCUACGCCUUGAUAUGCGUACAUCACACAUUCUUGCACCUGGGGGAGUAUAUAAAUAUUACAUGGAUGGGGCCGACACCAGACUCACAGUUUGCUGGCGAUUGAGUGAUUGGCCAAUGCACGCCAAUACUGCUUAUGUGGACUGCAAUGGCACCCUAACUGCAAAGCUUAUGAUGACAAUAAAGCCACGCUACCCUUACCGAGGCUGA